Molecule: messenger RNA, 2862 nt
Organism: Purpureocillium lilacinum
Lineage: Eukaryota; Fungi; Ascomycota; Sordariomycetes; Hypocreales; Ophiocordycipitaceae
Biological process (GO): protein dephosphorylation
Molecular function (GO): protein tyrosine phosphatase activity
Source: RefSeq, a predicted model, not a curated record
AUGAAGACACAUCCGCGGCAUUCCCCCUCGGCGGGAAUGUCGUUUUCUCACACGACGACGACGACGCACGCCGCCGUUUCGCGAUCCUCCAAAUCGAACAAAUCCACGACAACUCCCGUGGCAUCCCCGAGAGGUGCCUUUUCCGUCGGCCAGAACCACCCGCCGAGGCUCUCGCCCAGUCUGCAGCAGGGCCAGCGCGCGCCGAGUCCCAACUAUUUCGGCCUCGUCGUCGAGUCAUCCAACGAUCCUCGCGAGUCAUCGGGUCUGGGCAACAACAACUGGAGCCCUGCAACGUCAUCAGUAAAGUCUUUUGGCGCGGCGCUUCCCAAGCCCGUUUCCCUCGAACACAACCACGACUUCGAAGCCUUUAAGAGGCAGGCCGACCUCAAUCGGGGCAAGUCGUUCUCGCUGCCGACGUCGCAUUAUGUCCAACCUACGUCGAACCCAGCCCCGGCCCGCCCACGGCCGUCGAGAUGGCAUACCCAUGCCAGCGAUACAGGCUCUGACGCCUCAUUCUCCCGACCCGUUGGCGCCUUCCACCGCGAGCGCCCGCUAAGUAAGAUGGAUAUCGACCAGGAUAGUCUCCACGACUCGGCGUACGUCUCGUCGGAUUCGAAGCGCAAUUCUGAGUCGUCUAUCCUGCCAAUGCAGCUGACGGGCCUUCCGCAAUUCGAAUCUCCCCGACCCAUCGAUCAUUCACACCAGCUGCGUCAUCCGCCGACAAGAAAUGAGGAAAGGGACUCGCGGUUGUCCAUGAUGGACUCCAAAGCCGAGCCCGUGUCUCCGCGAAUGGCCGAGAUCAGCCGAGCCGCCACUCUUCCCCCAAAGCUGGAGCCAGGGACGCCCUUGAUGAUAUCUGGCGACGAGCUGGAGGAGUUGCUGGGCAAAGUCGACUGUGACCACGUGCUACUGCUCGACAUUCGAUCAUCCCAGAACCACGCCCAGUCGCGCAUCAAGGGCGCCCUGAACAUUUGCAUACCGACCACGCUUCUUAAGCGACCGACCUUUAACAUCCAGAAGCUGCAGCAGACAUUCCAUGGCGGCCUCGCCUCGGCCAAAUUCUCAGAGUGGAAAGGCAUGGACUGGAUCGUCGUGUACGAUUCACACGCCUCAGAUAAGCGGGACGCCGUGGCGGCGCAGAACAUGAUUAAAAAGUUCACCAACGAGGGAUUUGCCGGCCACACAGCCAUCUUGCGAGGCGGGUUUUCCAUGUUCCAGACCUCGCACCCGAAGCUUGUUGAACAUGGUCCAGUCGACGCCCAAGCUACUUCACCGCCAAACUGCAACGGCAACGGCGGCAGCGGCCUUGCCCCAGUCAUUGGCGGAGUCAGCCUCCCCCAAUUCGGCAACGACGUGAACCCCUUCUUCUCCAACAUUCGCCAGAACAUGGACCUCGCGGACGGAGUCGGCCAGCUCGAUAUUUCGCGUCCAGACGAUCUCGAGUCCCCUAUGUUGCCCCCAUGGCUGCGAGACGCCGCCUCGAAGCAGGACCACGGCAAGAAGGUGUCCGACAGGUUCCUUCACGUGGAGCUGGAAGAGCAAGCCCGCAUGAAAAGUGCUUACGCUGCUUUUAAUCCAAACGUCCAGCAGGCAGGCAGGUUCCAGCUGUCUGGAGUCGAAAAAGGCGGCAAGAACCGGUACAAGGACAUUCUCCCAUUUGAGCAUGCUCGAGUUAGGCUCAAGCAUAAGAGUGACGAAGGCUCUUGCGACUACGUCAAUGCUAGCCACAUUUCGGCCUCGAGGAGCAACAAGCGAUACAUUGCCUCCCAGGGACCCCUGCCGGCCACGUAUGAGGACUUUUGGUCCAUGAUUUGGGAGCAGGAUGUUCGCGUCAUCGUCAUGCUGACGGCCGAGUCCGAGGGAGGGCAGCUCAAGUGCCAUCCAUACUGGAAGGCCAAGGAAUUCGGGCCCAUCCGGCUCCGACCCCUGUCCGAGAAGAAGGCAUCUCUAGAUCUCGACAAGCACCGAUCCGACUCGCACUCUCCGACAGCGGCUCAUUCGGCAGCCGACCUUGGUAGGAGACGAGCGAACACGAUGACAAAUGUCGAGUCGACGCCCACCCCGGGCACGCAGACACAGACAGACAGCCCGUACGUGGUGAUACGAAAGUUCGCCCUGUCUCACCAGGCUCACCCCUUCGCGCCAAUUCGCGAGAUUACGCACCUUCACUUUCCCACGUGGCCCGACUUUGGCGUCCCUGCACAGCCGGCUCACUUGCUGGCCCUGGUGGAGCUGGCCAAUGUCAUGCAGCGUGCGGCGCUGCCGGUCGAAACACCCUCCAUCGUCGGCUCCAGGAUGACGUCGAUCGAAACGAUCCCCAUAUCAUGGUACGACGAGCCGGAGAAGGACUCGCAUUCCAGGCCAAUGCUGGUGCACUGCUCGGCUGGCUGCGGGCGGACGGGAACCUUUUGCACCGUCGACAGCGUGAUAGACAUGCUCAAGCGCCAACGGCAGGCUAAACUGGCGGCCUCGAAGGCGAACGCUGCCCAGGCGGACGUUGAAAUGGUAGAUCCAACGGAGUCGGCGCCGCCGCACGCUGGCCAAGACGCUGGUACUCAGGGAUUCUUCGACUUCAAGCCGAGCCAACAGGACGUUGUUUCCAAUACUGCCGCCGGCGACAAGAAAUCCAUGUCCCCGGAGAUGGAUACCUCUUGGAUCCAGGAUGGCACCGUGGAUCUGAUCCAGAAGACGGUCGAGGACUUCCGGCAGCAGAGGCUGAGCAUGGUUCAGAGCCUGCGACAGUACGUGCUGUGCUACGAGACGGUGCUCGAAUGGGCCUGCCGGAUGAACGACCGGGCCGCCAACACCAUCACCGGGCGGUUGCGCAGCGGCAGCCUGCAGCAGACGCGGAGCUCGCGGUGA